This is a messenger RNA of Abrus precatorius (Indian licorice), 2090 nucleotides long. RefSeq names its product probable protein phosphatase 2C 40. Gene Ontology annotation, biological process: protein dephosphorylation. NCBI's taxonomy places the organism in Eukaryota, Viridiplantae, Streptophyta, Magnoliopsida, Fabales, Fabaceae. The transcript has 4 exons. Gene Ontology annotation, molecular function: protein serine/threonine phosphatase activity. The record is from RefSeq and is a predicted model, not a curated record. Bases 275 to 1849 code for a protein of 524 amino acids.
CCAUGUAAACAUUUGCACACAGAAACACACUCUUCUCUUCUCUACCAUCCGAAUUUCCAACAACCUCGCUCUUUCUAUCUCUUUUCAACACUCAUUCUUCGCCAUUUUCCUUUCAUAUCUAUUUUGCAAUGCUUCCUCACCUCUCUCUUUGACCCUCUUCUCUUCUCUCUAUAUUCCAUAUAUUACCUUUCAUUACAUGUCUCUGUUUAUACUUACAUUCUGAGCUUCUUCACUUUCUGUUUCCUCCUCCCAACUGUAUCUAGUCGGGAUAAGCAUGCUUAGUCCGGAAGCUGAACUUAAAAUAAGUUUUGGCUAUCAAUGCAAUAGCAGUAGAGGUAUACCUUGCAAGGCUUCCAAUGGCUGCAAAAUCCUUCCUGAAAUCCGUAGAGCAAGCAGUUUCACUUGCUUAUCCGGUGCUGGCUUAAGCGCAAAUGCUACACUAGCCAACACGAACAUCUGCAAUGGUGUGAUAGGAGAAGAAAUCCUUCCAUGUUUGGACUCUCCUAAGUCAUUUCGUAAGGUACCCUCCUCGCCAAGUCUUCCAAAGUUGGAAAUAUUAUCAUCUUCUAUCCAUAGUAUCUUGUCAAACCUAAGUUGCAGCCCAUCCACCCCAAGUAAUAUGCUUGAAUAUGACCCUUGUGCAUUACAAUCCAUGAGUCCACCUUCCAGAAGUGACGGUUUUCUUAAUGCCGUGGAAGUUCAAGUUGCUGGAGGAGCUGCAGGUGAAGAUAGAGUUCAAGCAGUUUGUUCUGAAGAAAAUGGAUGGCUCUUCUGUGGAAUUUAUGAUGGCUUUAAUGGGAGAGAUGCAGCCGACUUUCUUGCUGGUACCCUUUAUGACACUAUCGCGUCUUAUUUUAAUAUGUUACACUGGGAUUCGGAACCUGAUUCCAUUAAUGCUUCUAACAAUGUGGGUAUGGGUGGAUCCUUUCAAUAUAAUUUGGAUGAUAGUCUUAUUCUUCAGGAACAUCAAUCUCCAUCAAUGUUUAAUGGAAACGACAAUUCUAGUAUUGGUUGUUAUGCAAACGGUACUCCACCUGCCAAGUCCAAAGCAUCACAUAAAUCAUUUUCUCAUACUGUCCUUGAUGGCCUCCAACAUGUUCUUAAUCAGGUUGAGAAUGAUUUCUUGUACAUGGUUGAGCAGGAAAUGGAGGAGCGCCCUGAUUUAGUUUCUGUUGGAUCUUGUGUUCUACUUGUGCUUCUUCAUGGUGAUGAUUUGUAUACACUUAAUCUAGGCGACAGCAGAGCAGUGUUGGCAACACGCAACACAGACGGAAGAAUGAAUGAGAAUGAGAUAUUGAAGGCUAUUCAGCUUACAGAUAAUCAUACUGUAGACAAUGAAGCGGAAAGAGCUCGGCUUCUUGCCAGUCAUCCUGAUGAUCCUAAAACCAUUGUAGCAGGGAAAGUGAAAGGAAAAUUGAAGGUUACCCGUGCUUUUGGAGUUGGCUACCUGAAAAAGAAAAAUCUGAAUGAUGCACUGAUGGGAAUUCUUCGAGUUCGUGAUCUUAAAAGCCCGCCAUAUAUUUAUACUGAUCCAUCGCUGAAUGUGCAUAAAAUCUCAAACUCUGAUCAAUUUGUUAUAGUUGCGAGUGAUGGUUUAUUUGACUUCUUCUGCAAUGAUGAAGCAGUAAAGCUUGUGGGGUCUUAUAUCUUGAACAAUCCUUCGGGUGAUCCAGCAAAAUUUCUUAUUGAGCAACUAGUGGCAAGAGCAGCUGAUUCUGCAGGUUUCAGCAUGGAAGAGUUGAUUAAUGUUCCAGAUGGGAGAAGGAGGAAGUACCAUGAUGAUGUGACUGUAAUUGUGAUAAUCCUUGGGAUGAAUCACCGGACUUCAAAGGCAUCAACUUGCAUCUAGAGACUGACCAAAGAAAAUUUGCAUCUGAAGCUUUUCAGUGGAGACUUUGGUCAAGUAGUAUUUACUAGGAAAUUUUGAUAUUCACUGUACAUAUGACAUUUUAGAACUUAGAAUCAUUAGUUUCUCUGAUUUGAUGUUUAAAAGUUUUAAAGUACUAAUGUAGCUUCACCAUUUUGUUUGAACACAAGAAUUGGAGAAAUGCAUUUGUUAUAUGGUCUUGGCGUUCUAAGCCAAAUCAACG